GAGUGCACGAAAACAUCCGAGGCGAUAACGAGCUUAGAAACACAGCUAUCGUUUUCAUCCAGGAAAGAAAUCUUCACUCCGGAGGAGCCGAAUUUGAACUGUGAAAUGCGGGAAGUGCGGAGUGUUUCGGAGCUUUUUGAGGAGACCAGAGACGAGCUUCCUGUACAGCUCGUAGAAUCACACCCAGAGCCGAAAAAUGUCCCCAGAUUGAGAGAAGCUUCCUCCAAACAUCUCGAUGUUAACGACACCGAGGACAAGGAAAACGCUGCUAAUCCCCCCACAGCCAUCGCUCUUGAGUGCACACAAGUGGACGACACUACUGGUCAAGAGAGUUGUCAAGACUCCAGGGCGACCGGCAAUAAACAAGAUGCCAUCACUGAGAACAGAGACACUGAGGUUUUCAGACAAGCCCAGGAGGAAGGCCGUGUGAAUGUGGUCUUCUCUGGCUCGGUGACUCAAGACGGUUGCUGCCGUUUCGUCAGUGAAAUUCUGAAGUGCAUCCUCUACCAGAGGCAGCAGCUUCCGAUGACUUAUGACCAGCUUGUUUACUCUCAGAAGAAACAGCAAGCUUCCACGCAGGAUAAAGACACAGUGAGUCGAAAGCCUGCAGGCACGGACUCACGCAAGUGCCAACAGACCCUACAGGAGCUGGAAGAGGUGCUGCAGCAGCUGGAAGUGCUGUUUGCUCUGAGCAGGGUGCCCCGUGUGCUUCUGCUGAUGGGCGGCUCCCUCAUUCUCCCUAAAGAGCUGUAUGAAAUCAACAUGGAGGGUCUGGUGUUGGCUGGUGGGGAGCAGUGUCUGCGGGUGUCUUCAUGCUUAAGACAGAUCUUUCGCACUCUCUUCGUGGCUGACCUUUUAUCCGACGCCAAACCUGUCCGUUUAAUGCCCACCACAGUUUUAGCGCUGGCUCACAGGGACUGCGGUGUCGGCUGGUUCCGACCCAAGCUUCAAUUUAAAGUACCAACUCGUGUGAAGAACCAAACGAUUGCUCUGUCUACUGAUCCCAGCACAUGCAAGGAAGCGAGGGCAGAGAGAUCAGACAGGGAAGAUGAUUAUGUUUGGUUUCAGGCCCCCAUGACCAUCAAAGGCUUCAGCAGCUAACCGAAGAAGUUGGACAUCUGACACAUUGAGACCAGAGCUCUCCUCCUGACGCUGCUGUCCCUGAAAAUUUAAUGGUCGUCAAAGCAAAUGUAAACCUUGAAUUGAGAUUUAUGUAUUUUAAUGAAUUAUGAGUGAAACUAUUUUUUUUAACUUGAUUUGAGAAUUUUUUUUUUCAAGAGACUUGGUCAGCAUGUCAGUUUGCUUUAGAAAAAUGUAUUUUAUUGUAUCAGUGGUUCGUGAGAAAAUUAAACACAGAACAACUCAUAUGUUUGUGACAAUGUU
Molecule: messenger RNA, 1383 nt
Organism: Salarias fasciatus (jewelled blenny)
Lineage: Eukaryota; Metazoa; Chordata; Actinopteri; Blenniiformes; Blenniidae
Gene: mad2l1bp
Product: MAD2L1 binding protein
Exons: 3
Coding region: 106-1101 (331 amino acids)
Biological process (GO): regulation of exit from mitosis
Cellular component (GO): nucleus
Source: RefSeq, a predicted model, not a curated record